Messenger RNA from Pungitius pungitius (ninespine stickleback), 1815 nucleotides. It is a transcript of the gene ptpn1, whose product is annotated as protein tyrosine phosphatase non-receptor type 1. The transcript has 9 exons. Bases 160 to 1509 code for a protein of 449 amino acids. Gene Ontology annotation, biological process: negative regulation of ERK1 and ERK2 cascade; negative regulation of PERK-mediated unfolded protein response; peptidyl-tyrosine dephosphorylation. Gene Ontology annotation, molecular function: non-membrane spanning protein tyrosine phosphatase activity; protein kinase binding. The record is from RefSeq and is a predicted model, not a curated record. Gene Ontology annotation, cellular component: endoplasmic reticulum; early endosome; cytoplasm. NCBI's taxonomy places the organism in Eukaryota, Metazoa, Chordata, Actinopteri, Perciformes, Gasterosteidae.
CCAGCGGCGUGUUUCCGCUCGCAGCAGGCCGACAGAGGGAACACGGUAAUCCAUGCAGGCGUACCGAGAAUCACAGGACAUCCACGGAACAAUCGGCAGCUACUGCGGGACAGCGUUUAGAGGACAGAUUGUUUGAUCCCCGGGGGGCUGCGGUUGUACAUGUUUGAGGAAGUAACAGAAGCCGAAGGAAAAGAAGAAGAAGGAGUGGCAGCUGGACUGUCAGCAAUGGAAGCCGAGUUUCGGGAAAUCGAUGAAAACGGGAGUUGGAACGCCGUCUACCAGGAGAUUCGCCAGCAGUCGUGUGAACUGCCCUGCAAAGUCGCCAAAUUGCCCGAAAACAAGAAUCGCAACCGUUACAGAGACGUCAGCCCAUUUGACCACAGCAGAAUAUGUCUGCAGCUGGGAACCAACGACUACAUCAACGCCAGCCUAAUAACGGUGGAGGAGGCGCAGAGGAAGUACAUCCUCACUCAGGGACCCCUUCCAAAUACAUGUGGCAACUUCUGGGAGAUGGUGUGGCAGCAGAGGACCCGCGGCGUGGUGAUGCUGAACCGCGUCAUAGAGAAAGGAUCCAUUAAAUGUGCCCAAUACUGGCCAGCCAGCGAGGAGCAGGACGCGGUCUUCGAAGAUGCCAAUUUCAAGCUCACCCUCAUUUCGGAAGACAUCAAAUCGUACUACACGGUCCGUCAGCUGGAGCUGGAAAAUCUCUCGACUCGCGAGACUCGGGACGUUUUGCACUUUCACUACACCACCUGGCCCGACUUUGGCGUGCCGGAGUCUCCCGCCUCCUUCCUCAACUUCCUGUUCAAGGUGCAGAAGUCGGGUUGCCUGAAUUCCGACCAGGGGCCGGUGGUGGUGCACUGCAGCGCCGGCAUCGGGCGCUCCGGGACCUUUUGUCUCGUGGACACGUGCCUGCUCUUGAUGUCCACCCGCAAGGACCCGUCUUCGGUGCGCAUUCGCGACGUGCUGCUGGAGAUGCGGCGCUAUCGCAUGGGCCUGAUUCAGACGGCGGAUCAACUUCGGUUCUCCUACCUCGCUGUCAUUGAAGGGGCCAAGUACAUCAUGGGAGAUGCAUCUCUGCAGGAGUCCUUGAAAGAGCUCUCAAAUGAGGAAGAUGAUCCUCCAGAGUUCACCCCUCCGCCUCCGCUUCCUCCUCCCAGAGACCCUCAGAACGGCAAAGUCGAGCGAUCCUUCUUUCCCGAAAAUGAGGAGAUCAUCCAGCAGAAGGAGAUCCACAGUCUGGGGUCCUCACGAGAGCCGGAGCUGCGGAAGAGGGCCGCCGCUCCACCCCAGCCUCCCCCCGAGGGCGCCGCUCCGCAUCCUGGCACCGAACAUCCCGCCCCCGAAGCCUCGACGACAUCUCGGCGGCCAGAGACGGAGCAGCAGCAGCCGGCGCCAAAGGAAAGCCCCCCCGGGCCAGGAGCGUGGUCCCCCCUGCUGACCAACGUGUGCGUGUGCACGGCCGUGGCUGUCGGCGCCUACGUCUGCUAUCGGGCCUGCUUCCACUGAUGCCCGUCCUUCCUCCUCCUCCUCCUCCUCCUCCUCCUCUCUGGGCUUACUCUGCGAGUGAGGGAUUUAUUUGGACCUCGGCAGAUUCGUUUAUUUUACAACUGCGGCGUGGAGGGGGUUCGGGGGGGUCGGGGGGCAGUGGGCCCUCCGCGACCCCCCCCCCCCCCCCCCCCCCGCACCCGUUGACCACCCGAACGGUCUUUCCAUGCGUCGUCGUGAAUGCUCAGGGCCUUCGUUUUUUUUCAGGCGUCACUAUCCCAAAUCUGUGUGCUGACUCAAACCCCAAAAGGAGCUCCCCCCCCCCCC